Messenger RNA from Betta splendens (Siamese fighting fish), 1021 nucleotides. RefSeq names its product CD209 antigen-like protein E. Gene Ontology annotation, molecular function: D-mannose binding; fucose binding. Gene Ontology annotation, cellular component: external side of plasma membrane. NCBI's taxonomy places the organism in Eukaryota, Metazoa, Chordata, Actinopteri, Anabantiformes, Osphronemidae. The record is from RefSeq and is a predicted model, not a curated record. The transcript is spliced from 6 exons. Gene Ontology annotation, biological process: biological process involved in interspecies interaction between organisms. The coding region runs from base 49 to 948 and encodes 299 amino acids.
GGAGCAUAAAAGAGGAAACGAGCAGAGCGAUGGACAGAACCUGCAGCAAUGGACAGAGUAGCGUUCAUCAGAAAUGCUCCUGAGCUUUUCAGCAACAUCAGAGGAAAUAUUCACUCCUGCUGUAAAACCUCUGGACAGGGUGUGAGUGUCUCCAACCGACGGCUUCUGCUCGGUUUGGUUCUGCUCAAUGUUGUUCUGCUCAUAGUUGCUGUCACUCUUGGAAAUAAAUGCGCUAAAGCCAAAGCAGGCUCCCUCCUUGAUUUCCACUCAGCUGCACUACAGCUCAUUAACAAGAUGGAAUAUCUCCGUGGCAACCACAGCGAGGUGAUGGAGACUGUAGAGGAGGCCAAGAAGGCCUUAGAGACGGCCAUCAGCAACCACACACAGAUGAAGACGCACAUCGAGCAGCAGAAGACUGUUAACGAUGCUUAUCAGAAGCAGGUUGAGGCGCUGCAAACAGAGAAGAGCAGGCUGCAGUCCAACAUAUCAGCUCUGGAGGGAUCCUGUGGUAAAUGUCUUCCUGGAUGGACUCUGUUUAACUCGUCCUGUUACUUCUUCUCCUACUUGGAGUCUGCUACUGUUAAAAAGAACUGGGCAGACAGCAGAGCAGACUGUGUUGGUCGUGGAGCCGACCUGGUUGUGAUCGACAGCCAGGAGGAGCAGAAAUUUGCAAGUAACAGCAUUAAUAAAAUGAAAACGAGUACUAGUGUCUGGGAGAAUGGAUUCUGGACCGGCCUCACUGACACAGAAGCAGAGGGGGCAUGGGUCUGGAUUAAUAACGUCACCGAGGUGGAGCAAAGGUACUGGAUGGACGGUGAACCAAACAACUAUGGGGGAGGCGAGGACUGUGGAGUCAUCAUCUACAGCCGCUCUAAUCCCUGGAAGACCCGAUACGAUGGCCAUUGUCACACUCCAUUACACUGGAUAUGUGAAACCACAUCAAGAUAAUCCAGUGUAUUGAUACCGAUAUGUGCAUGAUUCAUCUGAUCAGUGAAAUGAUUCAAUAAAUAAAUGAAAUGAA